AUGCAGCUCACCCAACCCACGACGGCAGCCAAGCUGCUCCUCCUCUGGGCAUCCGUCAGCGAGCUGUGCUCGGCGGCGCCGCACUCCGACAGCCCGCGCGAGCGGCUCCUCCGGGGCCUGGACAUCCCCGAAAGCUACCGCAGCAAGAGGGGCUCCGGCGACCCGUACACGCCGGGGUUCCGGGACCCCAACGACGGCGCCGUCGACUCGGUCGGCGAGGGCCUCGACCCGCUGCCGUUCCGCAACGGGCUCGGCGCGUCGGUGCUGGGCCCGUGGAACAGCGAGCGGUCGCGGCAGAACCCGGACCUGGUGCGCCCGCCGUCGACGGACAAGGGGAACAUGCCCAACAUGCGCUGGAGCUUUGCCGACUCGCACAUUAGGAUCGAGGAAGGCGGCUGGACUCGUCAGACGACGGUCCGCGAGCUCUCGACGAGCGUCGAGCUGGCCGGCGUCAACAUGCGCCUCGGCCAGGGCGUCAUCCGCGAGCUGCACUGGCACAAGGAGGCCGAGUGGGCGUACGUGCUGGACGGCGAGGUCCGCGUGACGGCGCUCGACUACGAGGGCGGCAACUUUAUGGACGACUUGAAGAAGGGGGAUCUCUGGUAUUUCCCCUCGGGUGUGCCGCACUCGCUGCAGGGCCUGAGUGAGAACGGCACUGAGUUCCUCCUCAUCUUUGACGACGGCCGAUUCUCCGAGGAGUCGACCUUUAUUCUGUCUGACUGGCUUGCCCACACCCCCAAGUCCGUCAUCGCCGAGAACUUCCACCUCGAGCCCGAGGUCUUCAAGCACCUCCCCGAGAGCGAAAAGUACAUCUUCCAGGGCUCGCUCCCCGGCCCCAUCGACGAGGAGCGUCCCACGGGCAAGCACGCCAAGAAGUCGCGCUUCAACUUCACGCACCGCAUGCUCGACCAGGAGCCCGAGCGGACGUCGGGCGGCGAGGUGCGCAUCACCGACUCGCGCAACUUCCCCAUCUCCAAGACCGUGGCCGCCGCCCACCUGACGAUCCAGCCCGGCGCGCUGCGCGAGAUGCACUGGCACCCUAAUGCCGACGAGUGGUCCUUCUUCAUCAAGGGCCGCGCGCGCAUCACCAUCUUCGCUGCCGAGGGCACUGCGCGCACCUUUGACUACGUCCCCGGCGACGUCGGCAUCGUGCCCAAGAACAUGGGCCACUUUGUCGAGAACAUUGGCGACGAGCCCAUCGAGAUGCUCGAGGUCUUCAGGGCCGACGAGUUCCGCGACUUCUCCCUGUUCCAGUGGAUGGGCGAGACGCCCAAGAGGCUCGUGGUCGACCACCUGUUCAAGGACGACAAGGAGAACGGCGAAAAGUUCUGGAACGAGGUCAAGGAGGCGCAGAAGGACCCGGUGACCAAGUUUCAGAAGACCGAAUCACAAUCUGAUGAGGCCCAGAGGGUGGAGGAGUUGUGA
Messenger RNA from Colletotrichum higginsianum IMI 349063, 1425 nucleotides. RefSeq names its product oxalate decarboxylase family bicupin. Lineage: Eukaryota; Fungi; Ascomycota; Sordariomycetes; Glomerellales; Glomerellaceae. The record is from RefSeq and is a predicted model, not a curated record. Gene Ontology annotation, biological process: oxalate metabolic process. The transcript has 4 exons. The coding region runs from base 1 to 1425 and encodes 474 amino acids.